CUGGCAGUCCGGCUUGCAACUUUCGAGAUAUAAGUCGAGCAACAUCUCCAUCAUUGAAUCGAUAGCCAUUCCAACAGUCUCUUGCUUGCUACGAAGACCUUACCCAUUCCUUCCUUUCCGUAUAUUCCCAUCUUCACCAUGCGCUUCAUCACUCUCCUGAGCGGCAUCCUCGGAGCCUUCGCUGCGACCGCCAUCGCCGCCGAUGCUGAAGCGUGGAAGACGCGUUCCAUCUACUUCGUCCUUACCGAUCGGUUUGCAAAGACUUCGUCCGACACGAGUGCCUGCACUAGCCUGGGCAGCUACUGCGGCGGAACAUGGGCCGGAAUGGAGGCUCGUCUCGACUACAUCAAAGGAUUGGGCUUUGACGCUAUCUGGAUCACUCCCGUCGUCGAAAAUACCUCCAACGGUUAUCACGGCUAUUGGGCCAAGAACCUCUACAAUGUCAACACCAAUUAUGGCUCCGCCAACGACCUCAAGUCGCUGGUGCAAGCCGCCCACAACAAGGGAAUGUACAUCAUGGUCGAUGUCGUUGCGAACCACAUGGGUAUCGGAGCCUACAGCGAUUUCACGCCCUUCAACAGCGAGGAUUACUUCCACAGUUACUGCGUCAUCAGCGACUACAACAACCAGGAAAACGUUGAGGACUGCCGUAUCACCAGCGAUCUCCCCGACAUCAAGACCGAGGACACCAGCAUCCGGAGCACCCUCAACAGCUGGGUCAAGGACUUAGUUUCGACCUACAGCUUCGAUGGACUCCGCAUCGACACCGUCAAGCACGUCGAGAAGGACUUCUGGCCAGGCUUCGUGAGUGCUUCCGGCGUCUUCUCCAUGGGCGAGGUCUAUAACGGAGACCCGGCCUACGUCGGCCCCUACCAGGACUACGUGACCAGCUUGGUCAACUUCCCGAUGUACUACUCCAUCCAGGCCGCCUACGCCAGCAAGGGCUCGCUCCAAGAGCUCGUGACGCAACACGACAAGGUCAGCUCCAACUUCGACCGGCCCGAGCUCCUCGGCACCUUCCUCGACAACCACGACGUCGUGCGCUUCCUAAACGUCAACUCGGACUGGACCGCGCUCAAGAACGCGCUAGCCUACACCCUCCUCGCCCGCGGCAUCCCGAUCCUGUACGGAGGUACGGAGCAGGGCUACACGGGCGGCAGCGACCCCGCCAACCGCGAGGACCUCUGGCGCAGCGGCUACAGCACCACCGGCGAUCUCUACGGCUGGAUCAAGAAGGCGAUGGCGGCCAAGACGGCCGCCGGCGGCCUCGGGGCAAACGACCACUCGCACCUGUACACCACCAGCACGGCCUACGCGUUCAGCCGCGCGGGCGGCAAGCUCGUCGUACUGACCACCAACGGCGGCAGCGGCACCAGCGGCACCCAUUGCUUCAACACCAACGUCGCGUCCGGCACCGUCUUUACCUCCGCCCUUGGCACCGCAACUUACACCGCUGGCUCGAAUGGAAAUAUUUGCGUGACUGUUUCCAACGGACAGCCCGAAAUAUUAUUGUCGUAAGCGGUCAGCUGCUUUCUGUGUCUUUGCUAUAUUUUCGUCGGACACGUGGGCUAAUGAGGUGUUUUUUUGCGCGCCACAGUGGUUCUGCUGCAACUGUUACGACUGCUGUGCCGCCGACGAGCGCAACGACUGGGACGUGUGUGACUGUUACGGCUACGGUUUAUGUCUAGAACGUGAAAGGAAUGGGAAAGGAAAGCGAAGGAAAUGGAAGGGAUAAUGCGGGUUGAUUUUUUGGGAUGGUUUUUUGCGCGGAUUUGGGGGGGAAUUUUGGGUAGGAUCCGGAUCAAUCAAAAACUGGAAUUUUGUUGUGGAUUACGGUAUUGGGAAUUGCGAUCGUGAUAUGAAUCAGCCGGC
Tricharina praecox is the source of this 1872-nucleotide messenger RNA. Its product is annotated as glycoside hydrolase superfamily. Gene Ontology annotation, molecular function: calcium ion binding; alpha-amylase activity. Bases 139 to 1518 code for a protein of 459 amino acids. The record is from RefSeq and is a predicted model, not a curated record. NCBI's taxonomy places the organism in Eukaryota, Fungi, Ascomycota, Pezizomycetes, Pezizales, Pyronemataceae. Gene Ontology annotation, biological process: carbohydrate catabolic process. The transcript is spliced from 3 exons.